This is a messenger RNA of Syzygium oleosum, 2068 nucleotides long. Its product is annotated as cyprosin-like. Lineage: Eukaryota; Viridiplantae; Streptophyta; Magnoliopsida; Myrtales; Myrtaceae. The transcript is spliced from 15 exons. The record is from RefSeq and is a predicted model, not a curated record. Gene Ontology annotation, biological process: proteolysis; lipid metabolic process. The coding region runs from base 240 to 1742 and encodes 500 amino acids. Gene Ontology annotation, molecular function: aspartic-type endopeptidase activity.
GUAGAUGUGUUCAAGGAUUCCAAAGCUUUUGGGGGGUCUUGUUUACAUAUAAGCAGUGACAUUAAUGAGCAUAGUGUAGCCGCUUGCUUCUGCUUCUCUAACGCCCAAGAAAGGUCUUGUGGGCUCGUCUUCUGAGGACUUUCUGGUUUUGAUUCUCUACUCAUCCUGAUUGCAUCAAACAUCAAGCUUGAUCAGUAUGCCGGGUGGGUUGCCGAAGCCUGUGGUUUGACUCUGGGAACAUGGCGGCAAAGUUACUGUUCCUAGUCCUCUGUCUCUGGUGCCCAAGAAUGAUUUCUUCGAGCGGCUUAGUAAGAAUAGCGUUGAAGAAGCAACCGCCAGAUAUCUUCAGUAUAAGUGCAUCGAGAAAUAAUGGCAGAGCCAGAAAAUACGUCAAAGCGCAUCAGAGUGAUGCGGCUUUGGAUGAUCUUCCUUUAAAGACUCACUUAGAUGCUCAGUAUUUUGGAGAGAUUGGUAUUGGCUCGCCGCCUCAGAACUUCAGUGUCAUCUUUGACACUGGCAGUUCCAACCUUUGGAUACCUUCAUCAAACUGUUUCUUCUUCUCUAUUGCUUGCUUUCUGCAUCAUAGAUACAACAGUAGCCAGUCCAGUACAUAUAGUCCAAAUGGAAAACGUUGCAAGAUCCCGUAUGGAUCUGGAUUCAUUUGGGGGCAUUUCAGUGAAGAUGUCGUGCGAGUUGGGAAACUUCAUGUGAAGAAUCAAGUAGGGGUCUUCAUUGAAGCUGCGACUGAGUGGAGUCUUCCUCUCGCGUCAGCGAAAUUCGACGGGAUUCUCGGGCUUGGGUUUCGAGAAAUUUCAGCCGCAAACACUUUGCCAAUUUGGUACAACAUGGUGCAACAAGGUCUAGUUAGCCAAAAGGUCUUCUCUUUCUGGCUGAAUCGAGGCUCGGAGUCUAAUAAGGGCGGAGAAAUCGUUUUCGGAGGUGUCGAUCCAAAACACUUCAAAGGCAAUCACACUUAUGUUCAGGUCACUCAAAGGGGUUACUGGCAGAUUCCACUUGGAGAUUUUCUAAUUGGAAACCAGUCUACAGGGGUCUGCAGUGGUGGUUGUGCCGCCAUCGUGGAUUCAGGCACAUCCUUCGUUGCCGGACCAACGGCAAUUCUGGCUGAAAUCCACAAAGCAAUCGGUGCGAAAGGACUCGUGAGCAUGGAGUGCAAGCAAGUAGUGUCCGAGUAUGGGGAUCAGAUGUGGGAGCUACUGAUAUCUGGUCUGGAACCCAGGAAGGUUUGCUCUAGAAUCGGUCUGUGUUCUCAUAACGACUCAUGGCCCAGCAGCAAAAUAAUCAAAGAGGUAGUCCAAAGCGAAAGUGCCGGUGAAUCAAAAGUCGGUGAAGACUUUUUCUGCUCGGCCUGUGAGACGGCAGCUCUGUGGAUCCAUACCAAGCUUCUACAGAACAACACAAAAGAAAGGACAUUCGAAUACAUGGACAAGUUGUGCGAGCGCUUGCCAAAUCUGAUAAGACAAGUAGCUGUCAACUGCGACAGCAUUCCGACCAUGCCGCCUGUUUCCUUCGUCAUUGGAAACAGAUCUUUCGAAUUGAAUCCCAAACAGUACAUAAUGAAAGUCCAUCGAGGACAUUCGGCCAUCUGUGUCAGCGGGUUCGUGCCCUUAGAAGUCCCUCCUCCUCAGGGCCCCCUCUGGGUGCUCGGAGAGAUCUUCAUGGAAGCGUACCACACCGUGUUCGACUUCGGCAAUCUCCGCAUAGGAUUCGCGGACGCGGCAUAGCAGUACUAGCAGAGCAUCGCCUCGCGCAUCGGCACUAGAUUGUACGUAAAAGAAAGUCUCUGAGGAAACCAUUGUGGGCUAUACGACAGCAAGUAAUGUCGAAGCUAUUGAAGGUGGUGUGUAGAGAGUGGCACUUGAUGGUAUUUGAAUUGUGAAAAGAGCGAAAAAAGGAAGUAUGAUCGAACAAAAAACAAGAGAGGAACUGCACCAGCCGGGAAUCGAACCCGGGUCUGUACCGUGGCAGGGUACUAUUCUACCACUAGACCACUGGUGCCCUUUGUUGCAUGUAUAUCUAAUAUUAGUUCCAAUUCUUCCUCAUUACAUGA